AUGGAUAAAUUCUUAAGGAGUAAUACGGGCAGUUCACGAAACCCAGAUGAGUGGGCGAUAGUUGCUGUGGAGGAACAAACUAAUGUGAACGAUGAAGACCAGGACCCUACCCCUACGGAAGACAAUGUUGACAUCAACGAGGAUGAUAACAAUGUAAGUGGUCAUGACAACAUAUUUAAUUCAUCUGCUAUAGAAUCUGCUAGUGUUGAUGAGCAGCCAGUUUUUACUACGGAUAUUUAUGAUCCAAGAAAUUGGGAUAAUCUUGAUAACAAAGCUAGGAACAUAUUAGUGGAGAAGGGGCCUAUAAGAGAAGAAAAUAUUGUAUUCCCUUUAGAUGACAACUCAAGACAUUUUUCGUAUGCUCAUUUCUCUAGAAAAAUGAGCAAUGGGGAGGUUAAUGACAGAAAAUGGUUAGUGUAUUCGAAGCACGUUGAUAGAGUGUUUUGCUUUAGUUGUAAGAUUUUCAAUUCUAGAAAUUGCAAGAGUUCAUUGGGGCGUGAUGGAUUUAGAGAUUGGAGGCAUAUUAGUGAGAGGCUAAAAGAACAUGAAAUUAGUGUCGAGCAUAUUACCAACAUGACCUCUUGGAAUGAACUGAGAGCUAGAUUGAGGAAAAGUGAAACAAUUGAUAAAGAUUUACAACAACAAAUCACAAAGGAGAAAGAACGUAUAAGACAAGUUUAACUAAGAAUAAUUUCCAUUGUCAUUCUUGGUAAACGUAAUUUGGCUUUUAGAGGAUCCAAUGAGCAACUCUAUAAUGAUCAGAAUGGCAAUUUCUUAGCUUGUGUUGAGAUGGUUGCAGAAUUUGACUUGGUGAUGCAAGACCAUCUUAGACGCUUAAACUCAGGAUGUUACAUUUGGCAUGCCAUUUUAUUUGCUGUUAACACUGUGAGUAAGAAGUUGCAAUCACCGUCCAUGUGCAUUGAGUCUACCUUACAGCAAAUUGAAGGCAUAAUGAAUUACUUUCACAGCUAUAGAAAUGAAGGAUUUGCUUCUAGUCUGAUCAUAGCCAAAGAUAUUGCAUCUGAAAUGGGUGUAGAGGCAUCAUUUCCAGUAAAGCGUCAUUCUAUUAGGAAGAAACAGUUUGAUGAAACUGAUUAUAAUGAAGCAAAUUUGCAAGCUGAGAGGGUUUUUGAAGUUGAUUACUUUUUUGUUAUGGUUGAUAUGUUGACUUUACCAGAUAGACCAAUGUCUGCCAUGGAGAUUUUUGAGUUUGUCAGAAAUGCAGAUUGUUAUCCUAAUAUUUCUGUUGCUUAUCGGAUCUUAUUUAUUGUACCAGUGACUGUGGCAUCUGCCGAAAAAAUCUUUUCAAAGUUGAAAUUAUUGAAGAACCAUUUGAGGUCUACAAUGUCCCAAGAAAGAUUAAAUGGUCUGGUAACUUUAUGCAUUGAGAAGAAAUUAUUGGAUGAGAUUGAUAUUGAUACAAUCAUCAAUGACUUCGCAUCUAGAAAUAUCCGAAGAAAUUUUUAA
Molecule: messenger RNA, 1467 nt
Organism: Phragmites australis (common reed)
Lineage: Eukaryota; Viridiplantae; Streptophyta; Magnoliopsida; Poales; Poaceae
Molecular function (GO): protein dimerization activity
Source: RefSeq, a predicted model, not a curated record